UUCGUAUCUCUAUAGUGUUACACCAAAAUGUUGAUAAGCACGACCGUUGGGCAUAUUAUUGCGCUGUACAUCAUUUCCGUUUUUUUAAUUAGCGGUAAUGCUGCCAAGUCCGUCAAUAAGACUCUCGAUUAUAAAGAGUCGUCACUAGAAGAUACCUUGCCGAAUAUAGCUUUGGAAAAAUUUGGCAACAAAUACUACUAUUUUGGAGUUAUAUAUGAGGGCAACUUUUUCCAAGCAAUACAGUACUGUCACUACCAUGGGAUGAGACCUUUGAGUAUCGAAAGUGUGGAAGAGACUAACUUUCUGAUCAGGCAGCUGAAACGAUUCCUUGGUGCUGAGAAGUACAACUUUUGGACAUCGGGUACUAUCUUACCAAACGACCACUGGGUUUGGUUGGCCACAGGAAAGCCCAUUGUAUACACACAUUGGUUACCUAAUGAACCAAACAACUGGGCAAACAUUGAGAAAUGCUUAGAAGCAAUCUACCAGUAUUCCGACAAGAAACGUGAAAUGGAUAUGAUGUGGAAUGAUCAUGACUGUAAUGGUCCGAAAUAUGUUAUUUGUGAAUCGUCACAGGCUAACUGUGUAGCUGAAAAAAGUUCCUAGUAUACAAAAAAAACAAAGCCAAGAAGGAUUUAAGUAAUGACUUCCUACGCGUUAUUUAAGUUUAUUACCUACAUGUGUUUGUUUAUUACUAAAAUGUCAAAUAAAUUUUUCUGCCACUA
Molecule: messenger RNA, 725 nt
Organism: Anoplophora glabripennis (Asian longhorned beetle)
Lineage: Eukaryota; Metazoa; Arthropoda; Insecta; Coleoptera; Cerambycidae
Product: perlucin-like
Exons: 5
Coding region: 28-606 (192 amino acids)
Biological process (GO): biological process involved in interspecies interaction between organisms
Cellular component (GO): external side of plasma membrane
Molecular function (GO): carbohydrate binding
Source: RefSeq, a predicted model, not a curated record